AUAUGUAUAAUCGAUAUUUCUGUUUGUUUUAUCUGACGCAUAUUAUAUAUAUAUAUAUAUACUUUUAUUGUGCAACAAGUUUUUAUCAGUGUUAACAAAUAUUUAAUAUUCAAAAUUACUGUAUAUUUCAAAAAAUAUAUCACAACAAUUCCAAUAAACAAUGCCAUAUUAACUUAGUAAAAUUUCAUUUUAAUCAACAUCAACGCUAAUUAAAAAUAUGCUAGCGAUAAAUGGUGAUUGCAUUGUAAAUUUUACAUAAUUUAGUGAUAUAAAAAAUUAAGAAUCAAUCCACACAAAUAAAAAGGAGUACAAUCAAUUUCUAUGCAAGCCAAAAAUUAAUAUAUAGUGAAAAUAAACUUUUGUGCACUUAGGAUAAAAGUAAAAAAAGUAAAACACAAAACAAAAAUAUAGACUGGUCACAUUAGUUUAAUGUAGGAACUCCAAAAUUAAACCUUCUAAGCUUUCACAUUCUGUAUUUUUGGCUUCCCUUGGUUUCAUCAAUACCUCUUUGAAUCUCCUAUAUUUGUUCUCUUAACUAUCUCAUGUUUCAUCUCACCUCCACGAUUCCAUUUAUGACAUAAUGACUUUGUAUCACAUCUCUCUCUUCCCCUUCUAACAAGUUCUUCCAAUUUUGUACUUUUCUGACCAAUUUUGCAAAUCAUAUUCGUGAAUAUUUUGUGAAUGUAAAUAAAAUAUUGUUUCUUAUUUACUCGAGCUUUGUCUUCGUACAACUUUUUCUCUUUUUUACUUUUUGUGACUAAAUUUCUUAGCUUUUUAUUAUUAUAGAUAUUUUCUCACUGCUUAUUCCCGAGGCGAACUUGAUCUCAUUCUCUUCCUUCUCUUUCUUGCAAAUCCACCUCCGUCUUAAUAUCCUCCAUCUUUUCUCUGCCACGGUGUGUAUACCUGGCCAAUUGAUAUAUCAUGGAUUUUACCCAUUUUUAGCUAUGGUAUAUAGAUGUUUUAGGAACUAUUUAUUAUGUUUUUGAGUCUUUUUAGCACAUUUACAGGUUCAGGAGUGUUAUGGAGGAAAAUGAUGAUUUGGGUGCAUUUUAGAGAUAAAAGGAGAGGAAGCUCGUAGUUGACCAUCGAACUUGUGUGAAAGUCGACGAUCAGAGAUAAACAUUGAUCCACGCACAUCCUUUGCCGUCGAUCGAUAUCAAAGCGCGCAAAACCCAGGUAGGUUUCCAGCCGGCCUAAAUCCCAAGUCAUGACAUAUUUACAUAAAUAGCCCUGGCCGACUUUUAACCUAAUAUUUAUGUGCUCUGCCAUUGUUCUUGGCAAUACACGCUUUCUUAUUUUCUACUUUACACAGCAAACAAAACUUAUGGAUCAAAUCAAUAGACUCUGAGAUUACACAAUAGAUUUGUAGUUUUUGAAGUAAAGCUAGACGAUUAUUGUUGGGGUCAAAAUCGAUCACGAUGGAAUCAAUGCACGAGGAAUCCCGGAAAAGUAUCUCUUGUAACAAGAAGUUUCGUAUAAGUCCUCAAAAAGAAAUGACAAGUUCUAAGAACGGAAAAAUCCAAUCUCUUCGUAGCCUUGGGGAAACAAACUACGAAGCAUGGAGAAUGCCUUACCAGCGUCUUAACGUCCAUCAAAGAAAGCCAAAGUACAUCCCGUCCCAGCGUCCUCUCCCGUCCCGUCCCGAUGCAUCUGGAUGCUCCAAGCGUCCUGGCCGUCCUCAUCGCCGAAACCUAACCGUUUCCAGCCCACUACUCAUUAGAGAAAUCCAAAAUCACCACCAGUUAUAUCAUUUAAGAGCUUAAGGUGCAGUCUCAUCGAUGGGGUAUUGACCUCAGAACACCUGAACUCUUAAACAUUCAGGUUUCUAAUCAAAGUUGAAAGCUUUAGAUUCUUUCCGCAUUUAAAAAGGUAUAUAAAUGGGUUAUAAACCCUUCUUGACCGAAAAACCAGAUCGCUGUGGUGAUCGAAAAAAGAAAAACCAGAAAAAAAAGAAAGUGUGGUGAACGCAUCUGUUACUAUGCAAAAGAAGUGAAAAGAGUAACUAAAAAAAUAGUCAAAGAAAUCGCAUUCAAAGCCAUUUUCUUCAUGAUUUGAUUCUACAGGUUUUUGCAUAUAUUAGAGGAAAGAAUUAAAAAUAUUUUUCUAAUUUAAAAUAAUAUAUAUUCUAAAAAAAUGUCAAUUCAGGAUUUCAAAAUAAAACCAUAAUUUUGUGAGUUUAGACAUAAAACUUUAAUGAAAUACUAUGAAAUCAUAUAAAAUACAACUAUAAUCAUUAUAAAUGAUAUAUUUUAUAUUGUUAUAAGAAAAACUGGAUAGAUAACUAACAUAAGAAAGUACAGAUAAGUUUAACAUAACUGAUUCGGUUUAUAUACGUUAAAACAGAGAAACAACAAAAAAAAUAAAACAAACUGUUAAAAAUAGUCAUCAUUAACUUUCUAUAUAAAUUACCAAGAGAUUACCAAAAAAUCAUCAUUUCACGAUCAACGAUCAAAAUUAGACUAAACUAUAUUAGAAUUUCAUAUUUGUUCUAAUAAUAUACAUUAUGACGACUCAAACUUUUAAAAAAUCAUGCAUUAUUUUCAUGAUUGUAGCUAUAUAUACAGUGAUGUUUUCGGCACAAAAUUGUCUUUCAACCAAUGUUGAAAAAUGUGUCAAACACUGCAUCCCAAAUCAGUGCAUGAAAGUAGCCAAAAAAGCAGAUAUGUCUAUUUGUGAAGAAGCUUGCAAAAAGUUUUGCAACAAACAUGUAACAAGUCAUGAAGAAUAUGCUGUUCCUAUAACCGAUGGUGGUUUCUUUUGCACCCAUAUUUGGAAUUGUGUUUCGUAACUAUUUUCAAAUUUAAAAGUUACAAUUGUAUUCUUUGUUUUAACAUGUUAAAUAUAUAUAUAUAUAUAUAUAUAUAUAUAUAUAUAUAUAUAUGUAUAAUCGAUAUUUCUGUUUGUUUUAUCUGACGCAUAUUAUAUAUAUAUAUAUACUUUUAUUGUGCAACAAGUUUUUAUCAGUGUUAACAAAUAUUUAAUAUUCAAAAUUACUGUAUAUUUCAAAAAAUAUAUUACAACAAUUUUAAUAAACAAUGCCAUAUUAGCUUAGUAAAAUUUCAUUUUAAUCAACAUCAAUACUAAUUAAAAAUAUGCUAGCGAUAGAUGGUGAUUGCAUUGUAAAUUUUACAUAAUUUGGUGAUAUAAAAAAAUAAGAAUCAAUCCACACAAAUAAAAAGGAGUACAAUCAAAUUCUAUGCAGACCAAAAAUUAAUAUCUAGUGAAAAUAAACUUUUGUGCACUUAAGAUAAAAGUAAAAAAAGUAAAACACAAAACAAAAAUAUAGACUGGUCACAUUAACUCAUACAUUAGUUUAAUGUAAGAACUCCAAAAUUAAACCUUCUAAGCUUUCACAUUCUGUAUUUUUGGCUUCCCUUGGUUUCAUCAAUACCUCUUUGAAUCUCUUAUAUUUGUUCUCUUAACUCAUGUUUCAUCUCACCUCCACGAUUCCAUUUAUGACAUAAUGACUUUGUAUCGCAUCUCUCUCUUCCUCCUCUAACAAGUUCUUCCAAUUUUAUAUUUUUCUGACCUUUUUUUCUAAUCAUAUUCGUGAAUAUUUUGUGAAUGUAAAUAAAAUUAUGUUUCUUAUUUACUCUAGCUUUGUCUUCGUACAACUUUUUCUCCUUUUUACUUUUUGUGAUUAAAUUUCUUUGUUUUCUUUAUUAUUAUAGAUAUUUCCUCACUGCUUGUUCCUGAGACGAACUUGAUCUCAUUCUCAUCCUUCUCUUUCUUGCAAAUCCACCUCCGUCUUAAUCUCUUCCAUCUUUUCUCUGCCACGGCGUGUAUACCUGGCCAAUUGAUAUACCAUGGAUUUUAUCCAUUUUUAGCUACGGUAUAUAGAUGUUUUAGGAACUAUUUAUUAUGCUUUUGAGUCUUUUUAGCACAUUUACAUGUUCAGGAGUGUUAUGGAGAAAAAUGAUGAUUUGGGUGCAUUUUAGAGAUAAAAGGAGAGGAAGCUCGUAGCUGACCAUCGAACUUGUCUGAAGGUCGGCGAUCAGAGAUAAACAUUGAUCCACGCACAUCCUGUGCCGUCGAUCGACAGCAAAGCGCGCAAAACCCAGCUAGGUUAACAGCCGGCCUAAAUCCCAAGUCAUGACAUAUUUACAUAAAUAGCCCUGGCCGACUUUUAACCUAAUAUUUUUGUGUUAUGCCAUUGUUCUAGGCAAUACACGCUUUCUUAUUUUCUACUUUUCACAGCAAACAAAACUUAGGGAUCGAAUCAAUAGACUAUAAGAUUUCACAAUAGAUUUGUAGUUUUUGAAGUAAAGCUAGAAGAUUAUUGUUAGGGUCAAAAUUGAUCACGAUGGAAUCAAUGACCGAAGAAUCCCGGAAAGUAUCUCUUGUAAGAAGAAGUUUCGUACAAGUCCUCAAAACGAAAUGACAAGUUCUAAGAACGGAAAAAUCCAAUCUCUUUGCAGCCUUGGGGAAACAAACUACAAAGCAUGCAGAAUGCCUUACCACCGUCUUAACGUCCAUCAAAGAAAGCCAAUGUCCAUCCCGUCCCGGCGUCCUCUCCCGUCCUGUCCCGAUGCGUCUGGAUGCUCCAAGCGUCCUGGUCGUUCUCAUCGCCGAAACAUAACCGUUUCCAGCCCACUACUCAUUAGAGAAAUCCAAAAUCACCACCAAUUAUCUUAUUUAAGAGCUUAAGGUGCAGUCUCAUCGAUGGGGGUAUUGAACUCCGAACACCUGAACUCUUAAACAUUCAGGUUUCUAAUCAAAGUUGAAAGCUUUAGAUUCUUUCCGCAUUUAAACAGGUAUAUAAAGGGGUUAUAAAUCCUUCUUGACCGAAAAACCGGAUCGCUGUAGUGGUCAAAACAAGAAAACCAGAAAAAAAAAAAAAAAGCGUGGUGAACACAUCUGUUACUAUGCAAAAGAAGUGAAAAGAGUAACUGAAAAAAUAGUCAAAGAAAUCGCAUUCAAAGCCAUUUUCUUCAUGAUUUGAUUCUACAGGUUUUUGCAUAUAUUAGAGGAAAAAAUUAAAAAUAUUUUUCUAAUUUAAAAUAAUAUAUUUUCUAAAAAAAAUGUCAAUUCAGGAUUUCAAAAUAAAACCAUAAUUUUGUGAGUUUAGACAUAAAACUUUAAUGAAAUACUAUGAAAUCAUAUAAAAUAGAACUAUAAUCAUUAUAAAUGAUAUAUUUUAUAUUGUUAUAAGUAAAACUAGAUAGAUAAUUAACAUAAGAAAGUACAGAUAAGUUUCACAUAACUUAUUCGGUUUAUAUACGUUAAAACAGAGAAACAACAAAAAAAAACUGUUAAAAAUAGUCAUCAUUAACUUUCUAUAUAAAUUACCAAGAGAUUACCAAAAAAUCAUCAUUUCACGAUUAACGAUCAAAAUCAGACUAAACUAUAUUAGAAUUUCAUAUUUGUUCUAAUAAUAUACAUUAUGACGACUCAAGCUUUUAAAAAAAUCAUGCAUUAUUUUCAUGAUUGUAGCUAUAUAUACAGUGAUGUUUUCGGCACAAAAUUGUCUUUCAACCAAUGUUGAAAAAUGUGUCAAACACUGCAUCCCAAAUCAGUGCAUGAAAAUAGCCAAAAAGCAGAUAUGUCUAUUUGUGAAGAAGCUUGCAAAAAGUUUUGCAACAAACAUGUAACAAGUCAUGAAGAAUAUGAUGUUCCUAUAACCGAUGGUGGUUUCUUUUGCACCCAUAUUUGGAAUUGUGUUUCGUAACUAUUUUCAAAUUUGAAAGUUACUAUUGUAUUCUUUGUUUUAACAUGUUAAAUUUAUAUAUAUAUAUAUAUAUAUAUAUAUAUAUAUAUAUAUAUAUAUAUACUUUUAUUGUGCAACAAGUUUUUAUCGGUGUUAACAAAUAUUUAAUAUUCAAAAUUACUGUAUAUUUCAAAAAAUAUAUCACAACAAUUCCAAUAAACAAUGCCAUAUUAACCUAGUAAAAUUUCAUUUUAAUCAACAUCAACGCUAAUUAAAAAUAUGCUAGCGAUGAAUGGUGAUUGCAUUGUAAAUUUUACAUAAUUUAGUGAUAUAAAAAAAUAAGAAUCAAUCCACACAAAUAAAAAGGAGUACAAUCAAAUUCUAUGCAAGCCAAAAAUUAAUAUCUAGUGAAAAUAAACUUUAGUGCACUUAAGAUAAAAGUAAAAAAAGUAAAGCACAAAACAAAAAUAUAGACUGGUCACAUUAACUCAUACAUUAGUUUAAUGUAGGAACUCCAAAAUUAAACCUUCUAAACUUUCACAUUAUGUAUUUUUGGCUUCCCUUGGUUUCAUCAAUACCUCUUUGAAUCUCUCAUAUUUGUUUUCUUAACUAUCUCAUGCUUCAUCUCACCUCCACGAUUCCAUUUAUGACAUAAUGACUUUGUAUCACAUCUCUCUCUUCCUCCUCUAACAAGUUCUUACAAUUUUAUACUUUUCUGACCCUUUUUUCUAAUCAUACUCGUGAAUAUUUUGUGAAUGUAAAUAAAAUUUUGUUUCUUAUUUACUCUAGCUUUGUCUUCGUACAACCUUUUCUCCUUUUUACUUUUUGUGAUUAAAUUUCUUAGCUUUCUUUAUUAUUAUAGAUAUUUCCUCACUGCUUGUUCCUGAGGCGAACUUGAUCUCAUUCUCAUCUUCUUCAGGUAAGGAAAUCGCAAACCAAGCAGUUAUUCAAGUCCAGUUUACACAAGUCUAAACUCGGAUAACUCAGGUUAAAACAACCCACUGUCGUGGUGUUGAUUCUUUUGCAGAUCGGUUUUGACACCUAAACUCUCGUUUGGAUCAAGACAAGAUAGCAAGCUUUAGAGAUCAAGUCGGAUAUGUUCAUAAUACACUCUAAUAUCUACUCUCGCUGACUAGGGAUGGAAAGCUCAUUCAAUUCAUGUCAGGUUAUCAACCAACGGUUAGCUAAAUGUAUUAACCCUAUUUCAUGCACUAAGUGAUCAGUUCAAUGCAAGAAAUAAGAACAGAUAUGAAUGUAGACAAUCUUAAGAUGACUUAUUUAUGCUUCAGCUCGCGAAUCCUAACCCUAGAACCCUAAACUAACUUGGUGACUACAUAGACAUAACACAAGAACAGAAAAGCAUGAUUUCUGAAUAAUACUGCAUAUAAUAGAUAAUAGAAAUCAGAGGGUUCAGGAUAAUCUUCUCUAGGAGAUAGAUGAGGCCUUCUCCCUUACAAGUAGCAAUUGCAAAUCACAAAGCUCUCUCAGGUAUUUCUUGCGUUUAAAUUAAGGUAGGUCUAAAGUAAAUAAAAGGAGACUAUAUAUAUAUAGAAGCCACAUGCAGCUAAAAAGGCAAAAAUAGGAAAACUAAGACAAAUCCCUAAAUAAAUGGAAACUUCUUUUUUAAUCUCUGCCGCUGGAGCAGGCACUCAGGCUGCUCCAGUUGACUGUUCUGCUCGAAAGACUCCAAAUCACACUCUUUUUCUCUAGCUGGUCCAUCUCCCAUCCAAUGCAACUCUAGACCUGUAAUGACUCAAAGGGACAAAAAAACUCGAUAAAACCUCGAAAACUAUUAAUAAAACAUACAUAUAAUGUGCCAAAGGAUCAAUAUAUUACCGAUGACCCCACUAUUCGCCUACACUUUGUCAAAUAAAAAAAAAGAGAAAGAAAAAAACAAAGAAGAGAAAAUCGAAAAGAAGGUGAAUAAGGAUGGACUGUAUCAGCAUCAUUGUUUAUUGGAAUUGAGAUUCAGAUAAGAGAGAAAGAGGGAAGAAGGAGAUCAAAUAAAACUACAUGUGUGUUCAGAAACUUGCUUGAGUAAGAGUCCAUGUAUCUUUUGAUCGCUACGCCCAAGGUAAAGCCUACACCUUUUAUAUAUGCAUUAAAUGAGAUCACUAGAGGGGCGAGUCAGACACUAUUAGCUAAGUUAUUGGUUAGAUGGAUUUGGUUGCUAAGCUAAGAUAUGGUUUAUAGGACACCUAUAAAGUUAGAAUUGAUUUGGUUGCGUGAGAAUGUUUUCUAGGACCAGACGAUGAUCUGAUCCCCAUAACGGCAAGUACAUCACAGUAGAGUGAGAAAACUUCUCAUGCCAAUCUUCAUUUGCAACAUCUCGUUCUAGUCGACACCUGACUGUUAUACAUCAUCUUUUGCCAACUCAUGAUAGCAUAUUCUCAGGAAAUGGAAAUUCUAACAUUUCACAAUUAGUUAGCAUUUUCUCAAAAGGCAGAAAUGAGCUAUCAGAGCAUUGUCUGCCCCUUUCUUUUCAUUCUGCCCAGUGAUUUCAUUAAAAUCUUCCAUUAUGAACCACGGUCUACUUCGUAUGAUUGAAAAACAUGUAAGAUGUUCAUAAAUUUGAUCUCUACGUUCUAAAACAAGAUCUCUAUAAACCAAUGUUAUAAAAAACGUUGUUUCAUCAGUGACUGCCUCGAUAUCAAUCAUAUGAUUAUUUGAGAACAUAACAUUAAUUUGGAAGUCAUACAUGAUAAACAGAGGUAAACCUCCACUUUAGCCAAGUGGCUCAACAGCCAACAAUUGGUUAUAUCCUAUACCAGUUUGAAUGUCCUGUAGCAAAGGCUUUUUAUUCUUUGUUUACGAAAAGAAUAAUACUUCGGAAUGAUGUUUCCGAUGCAUCGUUGAAUUGUGGGGUCAGUUUCAAGCCCUCCACAGUUCCAUAGAUGAAAAUAUUACUCUAAUAAAUAAGUCAAACUUAAUAAUUUACAUCCAGGUUCUAACUCGGAAUCUUUUUCAGGACUUUGUAACUUAAUAAUGCACAUCAAAAAUAAAAUAUUAAUUCAUAUGAAAUAUUUUUAUUAAGAAAAAAAUCUGCAAUUUAGAAACACUAUCAAAAUCUAGCAUUAUUUCAUUUUUAUGUAUUGUUUAUAUUAUAUAUAAGUGGACUUAGCUAACACGAAACCACAGUCUCAUCUUCAUGACUGUUUUGUGAGCUGCGAUGAUCGUGUGAAUCAAAAUCUCCAACUUUCGAACUUGUAUGGUGUGACCCUUUGCUCCAUGGCGAUCUCUCUUCUUCCCCGACCUUUCAUCUCACUCCGUACAACUAAAAUAUUCAGCCUUCCACCGAGGAUUUUCGCCCUUAGGCUAUCAUGCUCUUUUUCUUCUGAUGGGUCCACCGGAAAUCCAGAGAAGAGAUCUUUCUCUGUUGCCACUGGUGACAUGUUCAUCCAUAUCGCGUCGAGGCUUUUAAAGAGAUCCAACCAACGCUCGCCUCCGGUUGAUCAUGGAGAUAUGAUAGGAACAGUAUCUGAAGAUGUGACAGAGCCAGGGAUGAUAUGGGAACAGAGCGUCAAAGAUGUAGAGGCUGAUGAGAAAGAGAGGAGGGUAAUCACAAGCCCUGGUUUCAGCUUCUCUGCUGCUGGUCUUUUGUUCCCUUAUCAUCUUGGUGUUGCUCAGUUACUCAUCGAGAAGGGUUACAUUACGGACACUACUCCUUUGGCAGGAGCUUCUGCUGGUGCUAUUGUAUGUGCUACAAUAACCUCUGGAGCAUCAAUGCAAGAAGCCCUUGAAGCUACCAAGGUUCUUGCUCAUGAUUGCCGACGCAAUGGCACUGCUUUUCGUCUUGGGGCUGUCCUUAGAGAUUCUAUGGAGAAAUCACUGCCGGAUGAUAUUCAUAUUAGGUCCAAUGGCAGAGUUCGUGUUGCCAUUACACAGGUGUUAUGGAAACCUAGAGGUUUACUGGUGGAUCAGUUCGACUCCAAAAGCGACCUUAUCGAUGCAGUUAUUGCAUCUUCCUUUAUUCCAGGAUAUCUUGCACCAAUGCCUGCAACCAUGUUCCGUAAUCGAGUUUGUGUUGAUGGAGGCUUGACGUUGUUUAUGCCACCAACCGCUGCUGCUAAAACAGUUCGAGUUUGUGCGUUUUCCGCGAGUAAUUUCGAACUAAAGGGUAUUGGGAUCAGCCCGGAUUGCAACCCUCUAAACAGGGCAACCUCAAGACAACUAUUGAAUUGGGCACUGGAGCCAGCAGAGGACGAGGUGUUAGAGAUGUUGUUUGAGCUAGGUUAUGCAGAUGCAGCUGCCUGGUCUGAGAUGAAUCCAGCCGAGGAACUGGUUUAUGAUGAUGGUACUCCUUCAGCACAAGAGAUUCAAGCCAGUUAGGACACAUAAGAACUGCAUUCUUAACUUCUUCUAACCAUAUAUAGUCUGUUCAUUGUGCUAUAAUAAUAGAUUCUGAUUGUUUUCGGCCUUUGUAUGUUGCAGAAACUUGUAGGUAGAUAAAACCUAAUCCAAUGUUACGUCACUGAAUAUUCAACGUUCUCUUAUUCAGCAUUGAUCAUUCAAGUUCAAAA
Brassica rapa (field mustard) is the source of this 10167-nucleotide messenger RNA. RefSeq names its product patatin-like phospholipase domain-containing protein 4. Gene Ontology annotation, cellular component: lipid droplet; cytoplasm; membrane. Gene Ontology annotation, biological process: triglyceride catabolic process; lipid homeostasis. The record is from RefSeq and is a predicted model, not a curated record. Gene Ontology annotation, molecular function: triacylglycerol lipase activity. NCBI's taxonomy places the organism in Eukaryota, Viridiplantae, Streptophyta, Magnoliopsida, Brassicales, Brassicaceae.